Molecule: messenger RNA, 3526 nt
Organism: Amoebophrya sp. A120
Lineage: Eukaryota; Dinophyceae; Syndiniales; Amoebophryaceae
Source: the annotation of a GenBank genome assembly
CAUAAUUUUAAAUCUAGUUCUAUUUUCUUCCAUACCGAAUCCAUUGAUCCACCUGGUGUUGACAGAUCAUAGUUUGCUCCAGUUGUAAAGUGGGUUGCUAUUGUUUCUCGCAUCCACGCUUGAACUCAAGAAGUCGCUUGAUCGAGGACGACCGAGAUCUACCUCUACUCUAUCGCCAUAUGUGAACUUCUAGUUCUUUUCUCAUGUUUCUGCCACAAAUGACAGACAGGAGACGUCAAUGAGUAUUCGUUUUGAAAAUAUGUUGAAGCAGGAAUAAACCUAGUGGUUCCGAAACAGCAAUGAUCAUGAGUAUGUAAGUAGGCUUAGGUUUUGUAGUUGUAGCAGGACAACUAAGAAGAUGAACUACCAAUCCCAAUGACCAUGUCGUCCUCGAGCACCACUUUCCCUUCCCCCAGCGGCGCACCAGAUCAUGGCCCAGCGCCAACUACCGGCAGCAGCAGGCCUCGGUCCCGCUGGGCUUCUUCCAGGUCGUCCGGAACGAACAAGGCCAGCGGCCCGGCUGCUUCCUCAUCUUCGUCCCAAGCAGCUCCAUAUGCUAGUCGUGUAGGAGCAGCGCAAGCUGCCAUUGCACCUGCUGCCGGUGGUGCCUCGUCCAGCACUGGAGGCGGGGGAGGUGGAAUAAACAAUCUUCGCCGAGAUCCGAGUUCAGCUUCAGCCUCAGCUUCACUGGGAAUUAUCAAGAACCAAAGAACCUACUCCGCCGCCAUCUACGCAGACCAGUUGUUUCGGCCGCCCGAGUCCGAGAUUAAUCUGAUCACGAGCAAAAACAAGCAAAGCAUCGCGGAGAUGUUUUCGAAAACGGAGACGAAGCGGCUGAAGGCGGCGAAGGUUGCGGAAUACGAGCGGGCGAAGUUCGAGAGGGACGUGGCGCAGUUGAAACACUGCUGCAUCUAUAUGGAAGCGUCAGGAUUGAAAUUAACAAAGUUGAAAUAAUUUGUGAUGCAUAAAAUCUAUACCAGUUGGGCCGACAGUUUCCAAUCGGCGCAUGACAAAUUUUCCUGGCCCCUGAAGCAAGUCUGUCAUGCUGUUUAGGGCAAGAUGGCUGCUCCCUGUCAUGCUAGUCAGUAGCCCAAUUCUUGACCCUCACCAGCACUAGAAUCUGCCUCCCUUGCGCCUUCAGCAAUAGAGUCAGUCUUUGUGUCGCAUUUUAUGCAUGACAAAUCAUUUCAACUUUGUCGAUUUCAACUCUGACACAUCCAUAAUCUACAUACCCAAGUUUAUCGGGACGAGCACUAGCAAGAAGCGUGCUAGCGGGCUGGGCGAGGAGGUUGCUGGUUGUCCGACGUCGAAUAAUUCAAAUGGCACACCAGCAGCGACUAGGUCCUCCUCCUCACGGCCACAAGACGUCCUGAAGAACAAGCAUGAACUUCUGCUUCCGCAGGCGAGAAACGCACCGUCGUCACCCCCAGCAACAAGCACGACUUUCUACGACCGUCUGACCACGGAGCUUAUGGCGUUCUCAAGCGUUACACUCUCAACUGUUACAUGAUAUGUCAUGCAAAAUGAGCAUCGACAUCCAGAUCCACACAAUAAAGCUACUUCGCAUGACAAAUGUUGAAAAGGCGAAACAGUGCCUAAAUCUGUGCGGAAUUUGUAAUGCUACAGGUGCGACCUCCAUUCUUUGUCGUUUAUUGCCAUUCUUGCAUUACAAAUUCAUGGAACAGUUGAGAAUGUAACGUUUGAGAGCGCCAUAGAGCUGGGGCCGAAAUUUGAAAAAUCGGUCUACCGCCGCUCCAAGCACCCGGCCAUCGUCGACCCGGUCCUGUUAUGAAAUGCAAAAAUGUCUGGGUGGUCUGGAAGAUUGCAACUUGUCAUGCUGUCUUUGGAUUCCAAAAAAAAACUGUAUUGCGUGACCAACAACACGGAGUCCAGUUUGUGUUACGCGGACGAGAGGGCAUUUCUCAUGCGGAAUAGGCAUCAGGAAGCCCUGUAAAAUUCUGUGAUGCUAGAUCAUGCAUUACAUUCAUCAUGACUCAUACAAAAUAUGCAUCACAAGUCCCGGAAUCUUCCAGACCCAGACAUAUUUGCACUUGAUACCUGUUGAAGGAAAGCGAGUGCUACCGCGAGGUACUUUCUGCUGUGCAACACCGGUUUCCGAGCUUCAGACUGGGAUAUUCCAUCGCGAAUUUGUACCGGAACGGAACUGACUGGACGGACAUGCACCGCGAUAAGUUUCAGGCCAGUGGGAGAACGGAAAAAGCUGUGGGAGUUGCGGUGGAGGAGCAAGAUUUUGUGGGAGCGCGGAAGAGGGUGGACGAGGAGCAGGAAGUGGGAAACACGAUAAGGAACAAUGAAGCUGUUCCUGUUCGUGCGUCCUCUGCUGAGCCACUUCUUUUGCGGUCAGAGGUAGAAGAUGCCGGCGGGGCCGCAGCUGCAACAAGAACAACUAGUACAACAGGAAGUGUUCUUCUUGCAGGAGGGGAAGCGACACACCUCUCCGAUGCCGUUCCUGUGCCUGCGAAGAGAACUGGAAGAAAAACUGGAGCAGCUCCAGCUGCUGCGAUCGUUUCCUCUGCUCCUGCCACCCCCUCGUCCACUGAGGCAGGAGAAGAUGAACGACGUCCUGAAGAUGCCCGCCCAGAUAAUCCGUCAACCUCACCUGCUGGAGAUCGAAUUGAUGAACAGACUGAUGCUCAAUCAUCUCGGAUAUUGUUCGCUGCGCCGCAAAACGAAACCGAUAUUGAACAACAAGUAGACCAUCUUUAUCUUAUAGAAACGCUCCUGCUCGAUGAAGGCGAUCUUCGUGUCGACGGAGGAGCUGACACAGCGAAGAAACUACCCUCGCCUCAAGAACCGGGAGAAGGUCUAUCUUCAAGAGGAACUACUGCGAUAGAGCAACGACCCCAACAAGCAGCCCAGCAAGCCACACGAAAGCAUCAACAAUCAGUAGCAGAGGAUCACAACGUCACCAUCGGUGUUUCUUUCGGCGCGACGAGAACCCUGGCGUUUAAACACUUGAAAACCAGUCGCGAAUUCUCCUUCCCGCAGCACGACGGCGAUCUGUUCGCCUUUACGACACCGGUGAACAGCGUUUUUCAGCACAGCAUCCCAAUCGAGAAAAACGUGUAUGGGAGCCGGAUUAGUCUGAUUUUUUGGGGACGUGUGCAGGAUGAGAAGCUGAUGUGAAGAUGGCGAUUUGGAGAUUGAAACGAAAAUCAAGAAGAUGUUGACUCUCCUGUCGCUGCCGCGAGGUCGUCGUGGUGGUCUACGUUGAACAAAGCGACGAGCUGCAAGUGCAGCGCUGAUUUGUGAUACAACUCAAACUCAAUCCCCACAGUGUACUAUUCCUCAGGUUAUUUUUCAACCGAAGAGCAACGCGCGAUCUUGAUUUUCUAGUGUUGCUAGUAGCGACUGCGACCCGAAUUGAUGUAGUGACGGCAUUUUUUUUUUUCCAACAGGAAAAAGUAGAGUAAAGUGAACGACACUUCUUGUGACCACGAGGAAUGGAAUUUAUUCAACUACAAGAACUACUGACAUAGCAAAAAUGCAUGACGCGACUAAUGAC